ACACGACUCUCUUUCUAGUGCAUGGAGAUUCGUCGACUGUACAGCGUCAACGGAGAGGCACGAUUGAACUAUCGCUCCAGUACAAAACCCGACGCGAUCGAUGAAAUUGCCAAAAGUGUGGAGUUUCAGUGAGUUUCCAAAGUUUUCAAAAGCUGCAGGUGAAGUGUAAUUAGUAUAAGAAUCAAGGGAUAUGCAGUUUUCAACGGAACCCAAUUCGGCGGGAAGGAGUUUUCAAUCGGGGAGUAAUUUAAUGGAAGCCAAAGUGAGCAGCAGUUGUACAACAGAAGAGUCCAAAGAACACGUCAAAAGACCGAUGAACGCUUUCAUGGUAUGGUCAAGACUCCAGCGUCGUAAAAUUGCGGAAAAACAUCCAAAGAUGCACAAUUCAGAGAUUUCGAAGAGGCUUGGCGCGGAGUGGAAGAUCCUUAGCGACGUGGAUAAAAGACCCUUUAUUGAUGAGGCUAAAAGACUACGGAUCCAGCACAUGAGAGAUCACCCGGACUACAAGUACAGACCUAGGCGAAAGCAAAAGACGUCUGUCAAGAACGUCGCCAGGUCCAGCUACCCAAAUUUUUCGUUUGUCGAUCCAAUUGAGCUAAGAAGAUACUACCAGCCACCAGCCUUCGAGUUUCCGAAGUAUUCUACUAACACGUUUCAAGAACCUCCCCUGCCAAGCUAUUCAACACUUUCGCCGAGCGGGACUGGCUAUCAGCAACAGCAACAGUUAAUUCGUGCGGCAGGAGUUUACGCAUCCGCGUGUACAGAUUUAAACACUUCCGUCGUAGACUUUCGUCAGCAGAAUCCCGCCUAUUACUAUGAGUAGUCGUUAUAAUGAGUCGCAAUGAUAACGAGUCUAAUGUUCAAGUAGAUACGUGUGAUAUAACAAAUUUUCAGCAAAGUGAAAUUUUUUAAAAUGGGUGCAUAGGUGAUUCUCUACCAUUCAUUUAAAAAAAAAAAAAAUGGAAACGGAAAAAAUAAUGCGAUUCUAUCGAGGUGUGUUGUUCGAGGAUUCGAUUACUCCGCAUGAAAUAUCUGAUGAGAGAAUCGGAUUAUUUCAUUGUUUUCUUAUUUUGAUGUAUUAAUG
This is a messenger RNA of Diprion similis, 1084 nucleotides long. Its product is annotated as transcription factor sox-3-like. The record is from RefSeq and is a predicted model, not a curated record. Gene Ontology annotation, molecular function: DNA-binding transcription factor activity, RNA polymerase II-specific; RNA polymerase II cis-regulatory region sequence-specific DNA binding. The coding region runs from base 191 to 823 and encodes 210 amino acids. The transcript is spliced from 2 exons. NCBI's taxonomy places the organism in Eukaryota, Metazoa, Arthropoda, Insecta, Hymenoptera, Diprionidae. Gene Ontology annotation, biological process: anatomical structure morphogenesis; regulation of DNA-templated transcription; cell differentiation.